AUGGAGACGGAGAAGAUUGCCAGUGACGCGAAGCGUCGAUGUUAUCAGUGUCUCGCGGAGGUGGAUGCCGCCCGCAUGCGGAAUCAUGUCGGUGAGCAUAUCUUGAAAGCAAUGCGCGGCGUACAGGAGGAUCUCCGAGGACAGCAGGUUGUUCCGUCCGAGCUUCCCUGCGGUUUCUGCGGACGCCCUGAGCGGCUCUGUACGGCUCCGACGAUGACCAAGGGGACCAGUAGGAGUACACCGCAAGCACGAAGCGAGUGCCCAUACUACCGACUCUUCUUCUACCAGCCAAGCCUCAAGCCAUCACCUGCAACUCCGUGCACGAAUGUACCCAUUAUCUGCAUGGUUCCUGGUUGCAAGGCGGCAAAGGAUGGUAACUGGACUGCUGUAUGGAAGUAUAACAUGGUCGAACAUCUCCGCCAGUGUCACCCCUCUUAUGGCCUCGAAAGUACCCCCAGGUUGGAUGGACUUAUCCCUCUUCCGCCAGCAAUGCAACAUGAGAUGCAUAUCUCGGACGAGGAAGAGCGGGCUCUUCGAAUCCCCGCCGAGCUCAUCCCUUACAAGUCACCCCUGCCACGUAUCGCCACACCUGAACUUGCGGAAUCAACAGGGACGGCGCGCAAAGCCAAGAAACGACGUCUAAACCGCGACAAGUAG
Fomitopsis serialis is the source of this 657-nucleotide messenger RNA. RefSeq lists its product as uncharacterized. The record is from RefSeq and is a predicted model, not a curated record. Bases 1 to 657 code for a protein of 218 amino acids. NCBI's taxonomy places the organism in Eukaryota, Fungi, Basidiomycota, Agaricomycetes, Polyporales, Fomitopsidaceae. The transcript is spliced from 2 exons.